AUGAAUAACAGGGAUGUACAUGUUGACCAAGAUUUCAUCGACAAAUUACUUGAAGCAUUCUGUAAUGUAGAUAAUCUGAAAAGUACCUAUUACAACAGCCAGAAAGCUUCUGUUCCUUUAAAGCAAUGCGACAAGCAUAUCCUCUACCUUUUGCUCCAGCAGAGUUAUCGCAUCAAGAGCCAAGCGUGUGAAUCAGACAAACCUUUAGACUGUACUGUUAUAGAAAGGCUUGAUGAUAUUAUCGCUUUAUCGAGGGAAAAAUUCUAUGCAUACCCAUACAAGGAUGUUCCAGCUCACUGGCGACUCGUAUAUUGGGAGGCAAGUUUGCUGAAAGUGGCCGCACUCGUGUUGGGAGAGCUCGGAGCAAACGUUCCUCAUAUAUUGAGCCCCUCCUGUAUUGAUAGUAUCGUCAAUACUAUUGAUAUGGCAAUUAUUAUGGCUGGGAAUCAACUUCCUGUCCAUAUCCAAAAAGGUAUCGACAUGGUUAUGGAGUCAUUUUCAACGAUAGAUCGUCCAUCAGUUAUAUCACGUACGACAAGCAGAGACAAACGACAGAGAAUAGAUGUUACUAGAGAUUGGAGUGAUCACUUUCCUGAAAAUACUAAACAGUUACCUCAAAUCACUCAUCCCGAUCUAGGUGCGGAACCCUUGAUAAUUUCUGGAUCUUUAGAACAUUGGCCUGCACGGAACAGUCGCCCAUGGAGCAGUCCAUCUUAUCUUAUGGCUCAGACUAUAGGUGGUAGAAGACUCGUUCCUAUAGAGCUCGGUCGUAGUUAUGUCGAUGAAGGUUGGGGUCAAAAAAUAAUUCCAUUUAAGCAAUUUCUUGACACCUUUAUAAUUCGAGAUUCGAAAACUGACGAAGUGUCAACUGGCUAUCUUGCUCAACACGAUCUUUUUUCGCAAAUUCCAAAUCUUCGUCAUGACAUUGCAAUUCCCGAUUAUUGCUUCGCCUCUGUCCCAUCUCCGCAUAAAUCAUGCCCUCUUCUCAAUAAAUACCUAGAAACACCAAAAUUAAACGAACCACUUCUCAAUGCGUGGUUUGGACCUGCUGGAACAAUCACGCCGCUACAUACAGAUCCAUAUCAUAAUAUUCUUGCUCAAGUAGUUGGAAAAAAAUAUGUAAGAUUGUAUGCACCGCGAGAAAGUUCAAAUAUUUAUGCGAGGGGUUUCGAAAUGGGUGGAAUUGACAUGGGAAAUACAAGCAUCGUUGAUGUUGGUAAAUUUAUUGGAUUGGAUGGAACUACAAGUGAGCAGGAGGAAGCUCGAAAGGAUUUCCCACUAUUUGAGAACGCCCAAUUCGUUGACUGCAUUUUGGAAGAAGGUGACUGCCUCUAUAUUCCAGUGGGAUGGUGGCACUACGUAAGAAGUUUGAGCAUAAGUUUUAGUGUAAGUUUUUGGUUCAACUGA
This is a messenger RNA of Blumeria graminis f. sp. triticale, 1407 nucleotides long. The record is from the annotation of a GenBank genome assembly. Lineage: Eukaryota; Fungi; Ascomycota; Leotiomycetes; Helotiales; Erysiphaceae.